Molecule: messenger RNA, 1037 nt
Organism: Limulus polyphemus (Atlantic horseshoe crab)
Lineage: Eukaryota; Metazoa; Arthropoda; Merostomata; Xiphosura; Limulidae
Product: low choriolytic enzyme-like
Exons: 6
Coding region: 30-812 (260 amino acids)
Biological process (GO): proteolysis
Molecular function (GO): zinc ion binding; metalloendopeptidase activity
Source: RefSeq, a predicted model, not a curated record
GCUCAAGCAACAGAAAAGUUCGCUUCUUGAUGCUAAACAACAUGGCGUUUGGAACGUUGCUUUGGGGUGUUUUUGUAUUGGAGGUGGUUUUGUGUUCGAAGUUUGAUGCUCUUUAUCAGGAAGACAAGGAAACUCCUUACGGCCACCUGAUACAGGGGGACAUUAUGGUUCCAAAAGGUGUCGCAGUGAGGGACAGACUAGCGGUUAAAGAUGAACGCUCAAAGUGGUCCAACGGUAUCGUUCUUUAUACGAUUGAUUCAGUUUACGAUGAUGAUGAGAAGAAAGUCAUCAUCAGCGCCCUUGCCGAAAUCGAAGAGCAAACAUGUAUUCAAUUUGUGGAGAGGAAGGAUGAGGUAGCCUAUAUUUUCAUCACUUCCAAGGAAGGUUGCUGGUCGAAUGUUGGUCGUCUCGGAGAAAAGCAGAUCGUCUCCCUUCAACGUGACACUUGCGUGCACAAAGGUGUGGUGAUGCACGAGAUAAUGCAUGCCAUUGGAUUCGAGCACGAGCAUAACCGACCUGAUAGGAACGAAUAUGUUAUUGUAAUAUGGGAGAAUAUCCUUCCAAGUAAUUAUUUCCAGUUUGAUAUUGUCUAUGCGUUUGAAUUCGACACUUUUGGAGAGCCGUACGACUACAAGUCCGUAAUGCAUUACGAUUACAAGGCUUUUUCCAAGGGUUCCGGUCCAACACUCUUGCCUAAGAAGAGCUCCAUUCAAGCAACAGAAUUAGGAGAGGCCCUAACCAAUGAUAUGCUCACCGAAAAAGACAUUAAGAAACUAAACAAAUACUAUUGCGAUGUAAAAACAACUAAUUAGCCAUAUCAGUGGCUUGAUUAAAACGUAUCUAAACAAGGUAUCUAAACUCGCGUGUUGUUGAAACUAUUUAAUCUUACUUCACUAAUUUGCAUCACUGGUUUCUAAAAGCGUUCCAAAAAUGAAGCUUUAGUGGUGUAUUCGGGUCGGUAAAGAUGAACAUAUAAGCUCAGCUGAACCUGUGUUUUCACUUGAAUUAUUGUUAAUAAAAGGCACAAUAAAAUCACA